GUUGAGACAUAUCUAGAUCAAAAUUUUGCGUAUAAAUAGUGCGUUAUCGAGAGAAACGGUAUCAGUUACGUUUUGCUGCGAAGGAAGAAACUUACAAGACUUAUCAAAAUGAAAUUCAUUAUUUUGAGCCUCGCUCUCAUCGCUGCUGCCUCGGCUAGCCCAAUUGCAACACUUGCCGCUGCUCCCUUACUUAGUGCUUCAAUCGCUCCUCCAGUUCUCGGUGCUUCAAUUGCUGCUCCAGUUUUAGCCACCCGUAUCGCUGCUCCACUUACUGCUACUUCAAUUGGUGCUCCAGUUCUUGGUGCUUCCAUUGCUGCUCCAGCCAUCGGUGCUCCACUUCUCUCCGCUCCAGUACUUAGAACUUCAAUUGCUGCUCCCCUUGCCGCUGCUCCAAUUGCUCCAGCUCUUGCCCCACUUUCUGCUGGAAUCGCCCCUAUCGGUCUUAGUUCCGGACUUCUCGGUCAGAACAUUAUUGCCGCUCCAGGGUUGGCCUCAUUGCCCCUUGGACUUAACAGCUUGGGAGGUCCUCUUCUCUUGAAGAAACGUGCUUAAAUUAUCUACUAUGUAGAACCUAGGGUCCGGACACUUUAAUUAAAUAAAUAGAUUUUUUUAAAC
Messenger RNA from Hermetia illucens (black soldier fly), 615 nucleotides. RefSeq names its product cuticle protein 19.8-like. The coding region runs from base 109 to 552 and encodes 147 amino acids. The transcript is spliced from 2 exons. NCBI's taxonomy places the organism in Eukaryota, Metazoa, Arthropoda, Insecta, Diptera, Stratiomyidae. The record is from RefSeq and is a predicted model, not a curated record.